Messenger RNA from Andrographis paniculata, 1625 nucleotides. Its product is annotated as eukaryotic translation initiation factor 3 subunit E-like. The record is from RefSeq and is a predicted model, not a curated record. Gene Ontology annotation, cellular component: cytoplasm; eukaryotic translation initiation factor 3 complex; nucleus. Gene Ontology annotation, biological process: translational initiation. The coding region runs from base 89 to 1405 and encodes 438 amino acids. Gene Ontology annotation, molecular function: translation initiation factor activity; protein binding. The transcript is spliced from 8 exons. NCBI's taxonomy places the organism in Eukaryota, Viridiplantae, Streptophyta, Magnoliopsida, Lamiales, Acanthaceae.
CCUAAUUCUGAUUUGCUCAGAACACAACCGUGCAAUUCUUUGAUUCGCAGCUGCCGGAGCCGCUCCGAAUAAGUUAAUCCGACGAACGAUGGCGGCGAAGUACGAUUUGACGCAGCUUAUAGCACCGCAUCUGGACAGGCAUCUGGUGUUCCCGCUGCUUGAGUUUUUGCAGGAGCGUGGUCUGUAUGAGGAUAUUUUGAAGGCGAAAAUUGAGCUUCUGAAUCAUACCAACAUGGUUGAUUAUGCUAUGGAUAUUCACAAGUCGCUCUACCGGUCCGACGAUGUUCCGCAGGAGAUGGUCGAUAGGAGGGUUGAGGUCGUUGGUAGACUGAAGGCAUUGGAAGAGGCUGCAGCUCCUUUGAUUGCUUUUCUGCAGAAUCCAAACGCUGUUCAGGAAUUGAGAGCUGAUAAACAGUACAAUCUGCAGUUACUUAAUGAUCGCUAUAAGAUUGGUCCGGAGCAGAUAGAAGCACUGUAUCAGUAUGCCAAAUUCCAAUUUGAAUGUGGAAACUACUCUGGAGCUGCUGAUUAUUUGUAUCAGUACCGGGCCUUGUGCCCUAACAGUGAGAGGAAUUUGAGUGCAUUGUGGGGGAAAUUGGCUGCAGAGAUACUGAUGCAAAAUUGGGAUGUUGCAUUGGAGGAGCUUAAUCGAUUGAAGGAAAUCAUCGAUUCUAAGAAUUUUUCUUCACCGAUGAAUCAAGUGCAAAGCAGGAUAUGGCUAAUGCACUGGAGUUUGUUCAUCUUCUUCAAUCAUGACAACGGAAGAACACAGAUAAUUGACUUGUUUAAUCAGGAUAAGUAUCUGAAUGCCAUUCAAACAAAUGCUCCCCAUCUUAUGCGUUAUCUGGCAACUGCCUUCAUUGUCAACAAACGAAGACGCCCACAAUUUAAGGAAUUUAUAAAGGUGAUCCAGCAAGAGCAGUACUCUUAUGAAGAUCCCAUUGUACAGUUUUUGGCAUGUGUCUAUGUCAACUAUGACUUUGACGGGGCUCAAAAAAAGAUGAAAGAGUGUGAAGAAGUUAUACUGAAUGAUCCAUUUCUUGGGAAACGAGCUGAAGACGCUAAUUUGGGCACUGUGGUGGUUCCAUUGAGAGACGACUUCCUUGAAAAUGCUCGUCUUUUCAUUUUUGAGACCUACUGUCGCAUUCAUCACCGCAUCGACAUGGGCGUUCUAGCAGAGAAGCUUAAUCUGAAUUACGAGGAAGCGGAGAACUGGAUUGUAAAUCUCAUUAGGACUUCGAAGCUCGAUGCUAAGAUUGAUUCAAAGACAGGAACUAUAGUCAUUGAACCCAACCACCCGAAUGUGUACGAGCAACUCAUCGAUCACACUAAGGGCCUUUCCGGGAGGACUUAUAAGCUCGUCAGCCAGCUUCUCGAACAUGCCCAAGCACAGGCUGCUCGAUGAGGCAUUUGUCGAUUUCACCGCCAAGUUUUUCUGUCAUACUUGUGGAUUGGUAGUAGUUUAUAUUCUUGCGCAACCUUUUACUGUUUUAUGUUCGUCAGAAAUUUUAUUCUUGGUUUUUUGCCCUAUCGCCGUCGCCGAUUCUGUAUUUCUGGCUUGCCAUGAAUGUGAUGAUAUUUCUUCAACCUUUUCACAUGUUAGUGUAUUUUAUUUUUAUUUUUAA